CCCUGCGAAGGGAACGCUCCUCCUCAUCCUCACGGGAACAUCGGCGGGCAGCGGGCGGCUCCCAGCCCUGAGCACCCCGGACAGAGCUCAUCUGUGCUUGACUUUGAGUUGUGGAGAAGCUGCACCGGCCACAGGGGCUCCCAUGGCUAAGCUGCCCAAUGACUCCUGGCACAACGACUCAGCCCUGAUCUUCACCGGCCUGGACCUGCUCCUGGAGCUGAAGCCGCUCUUCAUCCCGCUCUACGCCACGCUGGUGGUGGUGGCGUGCGUCGGGAACCUCUUCCUCAUCCUCCUCAUCGCCCUCACCAAGAAGCUGCACUGCACCACCAACUUCCUGAUCGGGAACCUGGCGGUGGCCGACUUCAUCAUGUGCCUGGCCUGCGUCCCCCUCACCGUCUCCUAUGCCUUCGAGCAGCGGGGCUGGCUCUUCGGCGUCUUCAUGUGCCACUUCGUCGCCCUGCUGCAGGCCGCCACCGUCUUCGUGUCGGUGCUGUCCCUCACGGCCAUCGCCGUCGACCGCUACGUGGUGGUGGCCUACCCGAUCCGCAGGCGGAUCAGCCGCAGGGCCUGCCUCGGCAUGGUGGCCUGCAUUUGGCUGCUCUCCAUCGCCGCCUCUGUGCCCACCUCGCUGCACACCCACUACCUGGACCUCAACGCCAUCGGCCACGACAUGAUCAUCUGCGAGGAGUUCUGGAAGCACGAGGAGAGGGAGCGGCUGCUGUACUCGUGCCUGAUGCUGCUGCUCUCCUACAUGCUCCCGCUGCUGGCCGUGUCCGUCUCCUUCUGCGCCAUCACCUACCACCUGCGCAGGAGGAACGUGCCGGGCGCCGCCCGCCACUGCCGGGACAAGUGGAGCAGGACCAAGCACAAGACCUUCCGGGUGCUCAUCGUCUCCGUGGUCUGCUUCGCCGUCUGCUGGCUGCCUCUGCAGGUGGUCAACUUCAUCCGGGACAUCGACGAGGAGUUCACCAUCCUGGACAAGAGGUACGUCAACGUCAUCCAGGUCUCCUGCCACCUGAUCGCCAUGAGCUCCGCCUGCUACAACCCCUUCAUCUACGCCUCCCUCCACGACAAGUUCUGGUUCCACCUCAGCAACUACUUCUACCGCAAGAAGCAGAGUUCCAGGACCACGUCCUGCAAGGCUUCCCGCUUCAACACCUGCUCCACCCUGGCAGAUGCUCCCACCGGGGCCUCGGACAAGAUAGCUUUGCAAUCCAGGUUACUUUAGCCGGAGGACCUUGA
Molecule: messenger RNA, 1242 nt
Organism: Hirundo rustica (Barn swallow)
Lineage: Eukaryota; Metazoa; Chordata; Aves; Passeriformes; Hirundinidae
Product: prolactin-releasing peptide receptor-like
Exons: 2
Coding region: 143-1228 (361 amino acids)
Biological process (GO): G protein-coupled receptor signaling pathway
Cellular component (GO): neuron projection; plasma membrane
Molecular function (GO): neuropeptide Y receptor activity; neuropeptide binding
Source: RefSeq, a predicted model, not a curated record